AUGGCUGUCGUGGGAGGCGUGGCAAAGGGCAAGCCGUUUGCCCAAAAGACAGAGUACAAGGCACAGAUGCGGACUGAGCCCCAACAUACGGAACAAUUCCUUAGAACUCACAGUUAUCCUCCGAGGGUAAACCAGCCUUUUGAUCUGUACAUAGAUGCACUUCGUUAUAUACCUGAUAACGCAACGAUCACAAAGGUUACCGGUCAUUUCAGGAAUUCUGUCUCAAGCCAUUUGCACCGUAUCGUAGCCUUUCCUGUUCUUGAGAGCUCAUCUCGAAAUCCGGAAUUCCAGUACCGAGCGUCAAUAAGCGGAGGCGUCUCAGAUGGCAUAGACAAGAAUACUUGGCUUCUGUUUGAAGUCCAUACAGUGGAUGUAGAUUCCAGAGACCUGGUUCUAUUAGGAAGCUGUGCAAUCCGAGUCUUUAAUGCCCAAGGACAACUCAACGUGGGCGGCUUUCAGCUAAAACUGAGAGCCGGCUUGCUGGAGGAAGGACCCUGGUCUCUUACUCCAUCUUUGCUGAGUCACCUUCCGGUUGUUUCUGGCUGUACUCUUCUUCUUCGACUCUUGCCGUCGACUCAGAUGCCGGUGGCUGCCCCAAGCUACCUGACGGGAUACUAUUUCACCGAUGGAGCGAAACCAAAUAAUUCAGAGCUGGGGAUCAUUGCCAGCUUCCAGAAGGACAACAGCUUCCCCGAACGUGUGCUGGAUAUGGCCGUGCAGUUAAGUCACGAGGCGCAAAGCAGAGUUCUGCCUGAUCAACUGGAAGCCUGGUGCGUGGGAAAAUUAGACGAGGGGGGAGAUUUGUCACCACAGCGUCUUCUAAAGUGCAUUGACUUACAUCGUGCAGUCCGCUAUCGGCAGGAAGCUGGCCUGCGUGUCCGUAUCAAGCAAGCGUUUGGGCUUAAAGCUGAUGGGUAUUAUGUGAAUGCGCUAGCCAGAAUCUUGAAGGGGGCUGCAAGCAUGCGCUUGCAUGAACUGCCGCAACGCUGGGGAGGAGACGAAAAAUUCCUGAUGCGGCAACUCGACUUCACAAGCCUACAGAGAUCGCCACGGUGGACUGACUCUUCUGUGGUUUUGCAUCCUCAUCUCGAUGAUCACAGCGUCCUUCUGGUCCAGGUAUAUGGGUUGGAUGUUCUUUAUACCCCAGAUCCAAGCGGACAGAGGCCAGGUGAAGUAGCUCCACAUUCUGGUCAGGCCCUUGAACUCAAUGCACAGUCGCAGCUGGGGUGGACGGCUCUUCCGCUCUUUGACAGGAGCUGUGUGAGAAGUGGAGUGCACAGCGCCCCGUUGUUUCAGGGGGUGCCGAGCGGCGAAUUUCUUCAGCGCGUACGCUCCCGACCUGUGAAGGAGGUUAUGGCUGAAGGUUUGCGGAACAAGAGGCUAAAGCUUCUCGCGACGUACGGCAGCGUCAUCGUUGAAUUAUGGGAUGGCCACUACUUCGAUGGCGACUGCCAUGAGUUGCUUGUUCUAAAUGACCUCUUAUCCAUUGGCAAAAUAAGGAAGUUUUUGGAAACCCAAGCAAGCAAGAAUGGCAAGGACAUGUCACAGCUUCUUCUGAAAACACUGGAUAAAAAAUUAAGAAAACUGGGUCGCAGCAGCCUUGAAUAUCGGCAGCAAGAAGAUUUUUACAAGCAAGCAAUGGGGAAUGCCUUUUACAAUAUUGUGGAAACGGCGCUCUUGAAUGCAGGAUAUGGCCCAUUAUGACUGAUCUUCUUGAAGACAGCGCAAGGAAAGAGGACACGGCUAGGUAUCAUAAGCAUUUUUAGCCUCUCACUACAGCCAAGUGCUUUAUACAA
Messenger RNA from Elgaria multicarinata webbii, 1796 nucleotides. RefSeq lists its product as uncharacterized. Lineage: Eukaryota; Metazoa; Chordata; Lepidosauria; Squamata; Anguidae. The transcript is spliced from 12 exons. The coding region runs from base 1 to 1704 and encodes 567 amino acids. The record is from RefSeq and is a predicted model, not a curated record.